UGUCAUCACACACCCCAUCCCCUCAGCUCCUUCCCUGUCCUCCUGCACACCUGAGAAUAAAGCAUGGUGCCUCGGGGACUCGUGUCUGCCUCUGCAUGCCCCGGGAUCUCACCUCGCCUCCUGGGAGGGUGGGCAGGGCUGUGGGGUGGCGGCCAUCUUGUGCGGUGGCCAUCUUGUGCAGCCGCCAUCUUGUGUGGUGGCCAUCUUGUGCAGCGGCCAUGAAGGGGAGCAGCCAUUUUGGAAGAGGGCUUUGAAGCUGUGAGGAAGCGUGGGGAGAACAGAGGGUCUUCCUCCCCAAUCCGUGGGACUUCCGCAGCUCCUUAUGCAACAUGAGGGGCCAGAUUUCCUCUGUUGUUAAAGCUUUAAUCAUGACUUUUGCAGAAACUUCAAUGCUGUGAAUUUCACUAACCCUGCUGAAGAACAAGGAGAAGGAAACAAGGCUGCUUCUCUUGCUAGCUGUGCUUUGUGGUGGAGUAAACAGCAGCGUUGUGCUGCAGAAAAUGUAUGGGAGGAUCACAUCUCCUAACUUCCCCAAUACCUACCCAAAUCACAAGGAGAGAACAUGGAAUGUUACUGUCCCCAAAGGAUAUGCUGUCCGCAUCUACUUCACCCACUUCAACCUGGAGCUGUCCUACCAGUGUGAAUACGAUUAUGUGAAGCUAAGCUCCAGUGGGAAGACCUUGGCUACUCUGUGCGGGCGGGAUAGUACUGACACUGAGGAGGCUCCAGGCAACAAAACAUACAUCUCUAUUGACAACAACCUCAUGGUUGUAUUUCGAUCUGACUACUCCAAUGAGAAGCCGUUCACGGGCUUUGAGGCCUUCUAUGCUGCUGAAGAUAUCGAUGAGUGCAAACAACUGUUUGAUGGUGAGCCCCUCUGCAAUCAUUACUGUCACAACUAUGUGGGGGGCUACUAUUGCAGCUGUCGGAUUGGCUAUAUACUGCAUGAAAACAAGAGGACGUGCACAGCCCAGUGUCAGAAUCAAGUUUUUACUCAAAGAACUGGAGAAAUUGCCAGCCCUGACUAUCCAGCACCUUAUCCCCCACUCAGCACCUGCAGCUACAGUAUCCAGGUAGAAGAUGGCUUUCUGAUCACACUGGAAUUCGUGGAGACCUUUAAUGUGGAGACGCACCCUGAGGUGCUGUGCCCCUAUGAUGUACUCAAGAUUGAAACACACAAAAAGCAGUUUGGCCCAUUCUGUGGGAAGACUUUGCCUGCGAAAAUUGAGACACAGACUAAUGUUGUAACUAUUACUUUCAUAACUGACAUGUCAGGAGCACACACUGGAUGGAAGGUGAAAUACACAGCAGCAGGUUUGCCGUGCCCCAGUCCUGAAGCACCACCCUAUGGCCGCAUCGCACCAGUGCAAGCACAGUACACCGCGGGUGACCACUAUGCGCUCUCUUGUGACGUUGGAUACGUGCUACUUGAAAAUGAGAAUGUUGUGAUGUCUUUUGUAGCAGAAUGUCAAAAGAAUGCUUCUUGGAACAAACCCAUGGCGAAGUGCAUCAUUGUUGACUGCGGCCAGCCUGAGGACAUAGACAGCGGUGCCAUUAUGUACCUCACAGGGCCUGAGAAGACAACCUACAGUGCUGCCAUUCAGUACCAGUGUGCAGCCCCCUUCUACACCAUGAGAGCUAACAGCAGUGGUAAAUAUAUAGGCAGUGAUGAUGGAUUUUGGAAGAACACCAAGGGAGAAAUAACACUGCCUGUCUGUGAACCAGUUUGUGGGAUGCAAAGAACUGGGGCUGUAGAACGUAUUUAUGGAGGAAGGAGAGCCAACCCUGGACAAUUUCCAUGCUUUGUGGAUUCUUGUAGGACUGCAGCAUUACCAGCUAGUGCCUGAAUGAACACGUCCAGAGAAAGCAGGCAGAGCAGCAUCAAGGUUCCUACCAGCAGAGGAAAUAAUCUUCCAGCAGUUCGCACUGAAAGAUCCUGCUCUUUGUUAAGAAGCUGCCUUUUAUUUGGCCCUCUGCACUUGCAGUAAAUCCAUUUUUUUCAGGUAAGACUUCUGUCAAACUUAUGUACAUUUACUAAUGCUUUAUUUAGCUAGAAAGUCUUUUCUGUGACUAAUUUUGAGUUUAUAGUCAUCUUCUGAGCUAGAAGUGUCACAGAGUCCUACUUCCCACUGGUGGACUGCUCUAAAAAUACAUCCCCACAGGAGGUACUGUGGAUGUCAGUACAUCUGACAGUGUUUGUUUCCUCUCCACCACACUUCUGAUAAGAGCCCCUACUCCUAAAAAUAGAAGUAACUUUCCUUGGUACAGAUGCAAAGUGGAGGGAACAGCUUACCAUUCUAGGUGCGGAUACCCAAACUUGUGGGAACUGGAUUUUAAAUAUCUACGUAUCACUGAACAAUGCAAAAAUGCAGUGGGUUAAGUUGGGUGUCAGGUAGCGAUACGUGGUGGCUCCAUUUGACUUGCCAACUUUUAGAGCAUGCUUAUCUGAAACAAACUGAAUUGCUGCAAACAAAACUUUACAGAAGUUCAUCUCAAAAGGGUAAAAUUAAUUAACUGCUAUGAAUUCUUUGCAUUCAGGGCUGUAAAACAAAGACACAUAUUACUUAAAUCAGUUUUAUUUAAGAAUUUCCUACAGUGACAAAUCUUAUAAAAAGCAUCCAAACACGGAACUGCAGCAAACAGCAUUCUUAAGGUAUCUUACACAGCAGAGCUUCCACCCUCAGGAGGCACACUGAGCUCACCAGUGAUGUGCUGCAAGAGCUACUGCCAAGCGCAUCACAAGCUCAAUGUUCUCAUCGCAAACCCCACCAUCUUCAAU
Molecule: messenger RNA, 2779 nt
Organism: Phasianus colchicus (ring-necked pheasant)
Lineage: Eukaryota; Metazoa; Chordata; Aves; Galliformes; Phasianidae
Source: RefSeq, a predicted model, not a curated record